AUGGCAGGCGUACAUGAGGAUUUGGCAGAGCUGAUCAGGGAAUUCGGUCUGCCAGAUCGGCUUCUCCGUACCUUUCAGGAGAAGGCUGUCACAUCCAUCAACGCAGUCAUCAAGACCUUCGAGGACGAUGAGCAGUUUGCGGACUUCAUUCUGCAGCAGGAGGUUCUGGGUUCGAAGUCUCUGCGUCUGCGCCUGGCAUUGAAGAUGGUGUAUAUGGAGGCGGUGCAGCGCGCCCGAAGCAGGGGCCAGGUACCACGAAUGUCUUCGUCUCCUGUUUCAUCCUCGGCGCCGAGCCCACCCGCAACUGACAACGAAGAGGCGCCAGAAGAGUCGCCGACAGAGGAUGAGGACGAAGACGAGGCUUCUCCGCCGCCCCCUCCACUCCCGCCGCCUCCCGACGCAUCAGGUCCCGCAUGGCGUCCCUGA
Molecule: messenger RNA, 426 nt
Organism: Symbiodinium sp. CCMP2456
Lineage: Eukaryota; Dinophyceae; Suessiales; Symbiodiniaceae
Source: the annotation of a GenBank genome assembly